AUGCGUCUCCCUAUCAUCGCAGCUGUGUCUGCUGUCCUCAGUGGCAUUGCCCAGGCUAUGCCAUUGGAGGCUGGCCUCGACAACGACAGCACUGUGGCUGCCAUCGAAGUCCCUGAAUUUGACCAAGGCAACGCAGGCGCAGUCUCACCAAGCGAAGAUGGACCGUUCAGUCUUCACCAGAUCAAGGAGCUCGCUGCCCGAUCUCCAGAGGUGCACCAGGACCCGUACAACAUCACAGAUGUUGAAGCCUACACAUCACUUUACAAACGCGAUGUUGGCUGUGAUCCCAUUGGCUGCUUCGACAGCUCGUUCUUUUCAGUCAUUUUCCAUUACAGCGGCGCAAAUGGUGUCUACCUCUACGGAGCGGGCCAACCUGUCCAACGCCAUACUUUCCUUUGCAGCCCCAACUUCGCGUCGUUCAACUCGUGGCUUCCAUACGUGUUCUCGGCCAGGCUGAUCCCGGUCGGACUCAGAGGCUGUGCUUUCACGAAGAACCGCUCACACAUUUCUAUGAAAUACGCAAGUAUCAUCACAGAAGGCCUCCAGAAGGAUGGAAGAUGUGGUGAUAACGGUGGCGUUGAUGGCGGUACCACAAAUGCUCGCUGCAUCUUCCCAAUUCGCCCUUAA
This is a messenger RNA of Penicillium griseofulvum, 627 nucleotides long. RefSeq lists its product as uncharacterized. The record is from RefSeq and is a predicted model, not a curated record. Lineage: Eukaryota; Fungi; Ascomycota; Eurotiomycetes; Eurotiales; Aspergillaceae. The coding region runs from base 1 to 627 and encodes 208 amino acids. The transcript is spliced from 2 exons.